AUAAUUAAUGUUUACUUUUACCUUUUUAGGGUCGCCAUACGAAAACUGGUCAAUUGGCUGCCAUAAAGGUGAUGGAUGUCACCGAAGAUGAAGAGGAAGAAAUUAAAUUAGAAAUCAAUGUGCUUAAAAAAUACUCAAAUCAUCGCAAUAUUGCAACUUAUUAUGGCGCUUUUAUAAAGAAAUCUCCACCGGGCAAAGACGAUCAAUUAUGGCUGGUGAUGGAGUAUUGUGGUGCCGGCUCCGUAACCGAUCUUGUCAAAACGACAAAGGGACAGAGCCUCAAGGAGGAAUGGAUUGCGUAUAUUUGUCGUGAAAUAUUGCGUGGUCUCAGCUAUUUGCACACAAAUAAAGUUAUACAUCGUGAUAUCAAGGGACAAAAUGUGUUGCUAACAGACAAUGCCGAGGUUAAGCUAGUCGACUUUGGUGUAUCAGCACAAUUGGAUCGCACGAUAGGACGACGAAACACAUUCAUAGGCACGCCAUACUGGAUGGCACCUGAAGUUAUUGCCUGUGAAGAAAAUCCGGAGGCCACAUACGACAACCGUUCGGAUUUGUGGUCGUUGGGUAUAACCGCAUUGGAAAUGGCUGAAUGCCAGCCACCUUUGUGUGACUUACAUCCGAUGCGUGCACUAUUCUUAAUUCCACGCAACUCACCGCCACGUCUAAAAUCGAAAAAGUGGUCGAAGAAAUUUCACGGAUUCAUUGACACCGUUCUUGUGAAAGACUACCAUCAGCGGCCUUACACAGAGCAAUUACUAAAGAAUCCAUUUAUCAAGGAUCAGCCUACAGAUCGUCAGGUGCGAAUACACUUGAAGGAUCACAUCGAUCGUUGCAAAAAACGAAAGCAGGAGAAAGAUCGCGAUGACUUUCACUAUUCCGGUUCGGAUAAUGAUGAUGAUGAGCCGCAAAUUGCUGGUGAGCCCAGCUCCAUCAUACAGGCACCAGGCGGUGACACCCUACGACGCAAUUUCCAACAGAUACAAGAGGGACGUAACGCUGCCGAGCAACAGCAACAGCAGAAAAUGGCUGCGGCCGCUGCAGCUGCACAAGCCCAGGCACAGGCUCAGGCUCAAGCUCAGCUGCCGCAAGCUAAUCGCAACCAGAAACCACAAUCGCGUGAGCAACGGCAACAAAUCGAAGAGCCCGGUCCACCAUCGCGUCCGGCUUUGCCGCAACGCGUUAUUGUGGUGCCCGAUCCACCGCUUGCAAAUCCACCACAUGCCAAUCGACCAUUACCACCAACUCCGAAAAGCUCAGAACUCAGUGCUCAAACGCCACAACAACAACAGCGCAAUUCGCAAAAUAAUUUCAAACCAUCGUUGCCACCAAGGAGACCUGAGGAUUUGGACAUGAUAGCAGCACAACUUAAUGAAUUGGGCGUCUCUCAACAGCCGCAACCGCAAACCGCUUUCGGACAGUCACAAUUACAACAGCAGGCCCAACCGGAGGCGCCACCACGUAAUAAUCGCCAAUCGGUGCCACCGUCAUCAUCAGCACAGAUGAAAUCGGCACCAGCCGUACCGCCGUUAUCCAAUAAUCAUCAUCACGUGCAGCCAAUAAAUCCACUAGAUCCGCUGGAUAGCAGCGAUACGGAUAGCGAGCCGGAUGAACCCAACGAACGUGGACGCAACGAUGGCACGCUGUUGGCCAGUGAUCCACCAAAGCCACUUCCUGAAUUUUCAUAUAGGCCUGGACAUGGACCCGUUGCCGAGGACCCAACGACAACACCAAUCAGCCAUGGCAGCAGCAGCGGUGGCGGACCACCAAAUCGCCCAUUGCCACCCACACCCGAUGACGACGAUCAAGCUGGCGAUCGUACACUGAUCAUGAAGAGGAAACUCGAAAAUCAAAAUAAAAUCCAAAAGUCUGCCUCCACCACUUGUGCCAAUCGACCGACCAAAGAUGAAGCUGUACUCAUGCGCGAAUGGGACAUUGAGAAGUUCUUUCCGAAUCGUGAAGGCGGCGCCGCCACUGCCAUUUCCAAUUCGAGCACACUGAAAGCCGAACAAAAGCUGCUGCAUCGCAGUAGCGUCUCCGAAAUGAUGCGCCGCAAUUCACAUCACCAAUCACCGCCCACAACUAAACUGCAACAACAACAACAGCCACCACCUGUGCCACAAGGCUUCCAGCCGCUAAAAGGAACCAAAGAAAGCCAACAGCCAACGCCGCAACCACGUAGCGGUCAAAGCGGCAGCGCUAGCAGUAGCAGCAGCACCAGCGCAAGCGCACAAAAACCCAAUCAAAUGAGCAGUAGCGCUAACGCAGGCGCACAGAAGGCGCAACCGCAACAGCUGGUGCACAAGCGACAGGAGUCCGAUUCGAAAUUGCCGAAUUUUAUGCGCAGCUUUAGGCGUGAGAAUUCCGACUUCUUUCCGCAGAUGAAACGCUACUCGGCCGUGCUGGGCAACAGCAGUAAUCUGAGUUCACCCCAAUUGGUGCAGGCACAACGCGCCAGCGUCAUGCUACCACGCGGCAGCAUAUACAACAACAACAAUAAUAAUAAUAAGAACGAAACUACGACGUCCAACGACAAUAAGCCAAAGGAUAAGAAUAGCAUUACCACUAGUGUGACGACUACUACUUCCACCACAGCAGCAGCAGCAACAACAACAGCCAAUAGUGCUUCCAAUGCUGCCAAGCAGCAACAAGCGCCAACAGCGCAACCACAGCAAACGACACCAAAGUCAAACAGCACUACAAGUGCCAAUAAGCCCAACAAUAACAAUAAUGCCAAUGGUAGUAAUAGCGCUUCGGUAUGCGCAGCGCAGCCGCAAGCCGACAAAUCGGGCUGGCUGAAUAAUUUGACGCCGCGACCCAGACGCGAAAAGACAGAAUCGGUAAUUGUUUUGCAAAACUCCGCAGCUAGACAGCAGUCAUUCCUGGCGCAACUAAUACAACAGCAGCAGAAUCGUAGCAGUGAAAAUAGCGGUCUCGGCACUCCCGGCACACGCACUAGCAGCGUCUUACCCGACUUGCUCAGUCAAGCCUCGCCGGCAACACCACCGCGUCACGAUAAAUCAUCUAGCGAGGAGUAUCAAGCGGCCAUCAACUCAUCAGUGCAUUCCACGCCAUCAAAGUCGUUUAUCAGUUCGAACAAUUCGCCGCAGUCGACAAUUUCGUUGUCGUCAUCGUCGCGGCAGAAUAGUCCGAAAAAUUCAAUUAGCAAAACUAGAUCUACCAGCAGUAUUACUAAUUUAUUGCACAAAUCUGCUUCUUCUUCUUCCAAUAUAUCAACGCCGCCAUCAUCAUCCUCCAAUUUGCCACCACACGCCUAUGCGCUGCAACAGAAACAGCGUAGUUUCCUCACAUUCGGUUUUGGUGCUGGCGGCUCGGGACCAACGCGUCGUGAAUCGCAUAUAAAUGUCAAUGUGACGCCGACAUCGCACGAGGCGACCAGCGACACACCAGAAAUACGCAAAUAUAAGAAACGUUUCAAUUCGGAGAUAUUAUGCGCAGCAUUGUGGGGUGUCAAUCUGUUGAUCGGCACCGAGAAUGGCCUGAUGCUGCUGGAUCGCUCUGGACAGGGAAAGGUGUAUCAACUGAUCUCGCGUCGUCGUUUCCAACAAAUGGAGGUGCUAGAAGGUCAAAAUAUUUUGGUUACCAUAUCGGGCAAAAAGAACCGUGUGCGCGUUUAUUAUUUAUCAUGGCUGAAAUCGAAAAUCCUGCGUACCGACGGGCUUUCUGAUCAAGUGGAGCGUCGCAAUGGCUGGAUAAAUGUUGGUGAUUUACAAGGUGCUGUACAUUUUAAAAUUGUGAAAUACGAAAGGAUUAAGUUCCUAGUGAUCGCAUUAAAAGACUCGAUUGAAAUUUAUGCAUGGGCUCCCAAGCCAUAUCACAAAUUUAUGGCAUUUAAGAACUUCGGCGAUUUAGAGCAUCGUCCGUUAUUAGUUGAUCUCACCAUAGAGGAUCAAUCACGUCUUAAAGUGAUUUAUGGUUCUGCCGAGGGUUUCCACGCUGUGGACUUGGACUCCGCUGAAGUAUACGAUAUUUAUCUUCCUAAACAUACUCAUGAUGCAAUCAUUCCGCAUUGUAUAGUGGCGCUUCCAAAUUCAAAUGGCAUGCAGCUCUUGCUCUGCUACGACAAUGAAGGUGUCUAUGUAAAUACGGUUGGACGAGUUUCAAAGAAUAUUGUUUUGCAGUGGGGUGAAAUGCCGACAUCCGUGGCCUACAUCGGCACAGGACAAAUCAUGGGCUGGGGCAAUAAAGCAAUAGAAAUUCGUUCAGUUGAAAGCGGUCAUUUGGACGGUGUGUUUAUGCACAAAAAAGCACAGCGCUUGAAAUUCCUGUGCGAACGCAAUGACAAGGUGUUCUUUAGUAGUGCCAAAGGUGCAUCAUCAUGUCAAAUAUACUUCAUGACACUCAACAAGCCAGGCAUGGCCAAUUGGUAAUCAGUCAGAGAAUUCAAAGGAUUCGAAGUGAUAUAUUGCGCAACGUAGAAGCACAUACGAUUUAUAUAUGGAGCGUAGAGAGCAUAGAGUGAAGAAAUCUAAUUGAAAACAGAAAACAAAACAUUGAAAUUAUAACGAUAACGCUGAUUGAUUACGACACAAUCGAACGUUUUGUUUCUCCUAAUUAUAAGAGAAUUUUAAAUUAAUAAUAUAUAAAUAUAUAUAUAUAUAUAUAUAAAUAAUAAAAACACAAUAACGUGACAGAUAAAACAAAAAUAAAAUAAAAUGCUUAAUGCUGGAUAUGAAAUGAAUACACACACACAUACAUACACUUGAAAAACAUUAGCAGACUUGCGACGCAAAAGAGUUUUGAAAAUGUUUUGCAAUGAAAUGCCAGCUAUUUAAUUUGGAAAUAUAUAUGCCAAAACCUGGAAAGCAAUGGAAAGUGGAGCGGAUGUGCGUGUACCUUUUGACGGUACGUUUGAAAUAUGUAUCGAAAAGUACAUGGAAAUGGAUUUGCGCUAGCAAAAACUAACCGUUAUGCAGCACGCUGUCGACAUGUAUUUUAAUAUGUAAUUUAGUUGUGUUAUCCAAAUUUAUAUAGAGAACAAAAGAAACAUAAGCAUGGAAAUGAAUUAUCGCAAUGAAAUUGAUUUAAAAAAUAUAUUAAAUUAAAACGCAGACGAGAUUUGCAUUGAAAUAUGGUUAGACACAAACACAAGUGAACGCACUGCGUUUGCGAAGAAGAGCUUUUUUUUAGUUUUUGGAACUUUUCAUGAGUUUUUGCAAUUAUAAUUUCAAAAUUUAUUAUUUUUAGACAAAGAGUUGUCAAAAAAAUUUAACUAUUUUUAUUAAAACUUCUGUAAAAAUAAAAAAAUAUAUUUUGCUAGUUUUUAACAUUACAUUUAGUAAGGUUAUGUUUUUCAAACAUUUAAAAACUAUUGAAACUUGUGUAAAAUAAAAAAAUAUUAUUUUUUCUUACUUUUGACAUUACAUUUUGUAGUUAUUUCUCAUUUUAGUAAGGUUAUCAUCAUCAAAAAUUUAAUAAUUAUCAAAAGUUGUGUAAAAUUAAAAAAAAAAAAAAAUAAAUACUUACAUUAACUUUCAUUUAUGUUCUUCAAAAAUUAAUUUUGCUGCUUCUUGAAGUAAAACGGUAAUUUUUUAUAUUUUUUGAUUUUGUGUUAACUUUAAUUUUAGUAAGGUUAUGUUCUUCAAAUAUUAAUUUUUCUGUUAUUUGAAGUAAAGCGCUAUUUUUUUUUUGUUUUUGUUUUUGAGUUAACUAUUUAACCAGAUCAACCUAAAUUACUUUGAAAAUAAUUUAUUUUGCCGUUUCUGUUUUUUUUUCUUUUUUGUUCAUUCUCAUUUAGUGAGAUUAUGUUCAAAAUAAUUUUCAAUUGAUAUUUAUUAAAAAAAUUAAUACACGAUAUAUGUAUAAAUACUAAUAUUAAAACAUAAAACAAAAUUCAAAGUUCUUUUUUGCAUACGCUGUGCGUCACUUGUUUAGUGUAACUGUUCAUGUGUUAGGUUUUUAAAAUGUCAAAAACCUUUAAUUUAUUUUAUUUUCGAUGCUCAUGACAGUGUAAAAAAAUAAUAAUUUUGUCAUUUUGCUAAAUUUUGCGGCACCAUUGUCUAUUUGGAAGCUGUUUUAGUAAAGUAUUUUAUUUGAAAUGUUUAAAAAUAUGUUAUUUAUGUGAGCAUUACUCACAGUGAGUGCCAAUUUUUUGUUAUAUUUGAACAAAUUGCACGUUUCGACAAUUUUUUAAGCGCCAUGUUUUAGAAAACUACGCGAAAAUUGCGACAAGCGGUGUACCUCGUGCUAAAUUGAUAAAAAUGGAAAAGGAUAAAUGCCUGAAAGUGACGCGAAAUGCAAACAAAGAGGGAAAAGAGAUAUAGCGAAUGUUUCAAAGUGAAUAAUGAGCAAUAUAUGUGCGUCUAAGAGCGUUUUACGUGCGCGUUGUGUGUUAGAAAGGCGUAGCAUACGAAUUUGUAGAGCCCAGCUUGUAAAAUUAUGUUGACAAAUUCAGUGCACAAUGCGCGCGUACACAUAAAAGGCGGUUAUGCCAACUGUAUUCGAUUUUUUUGUUUUUCAACAUUGAUUUUUUAAAGCAAAUAAAUUUUGCACACAUGUAUGUUUUUUAUUGAAAUCAUAAUUUUAAGCUAAGCCAAUUUGUCCUUGCAAUAAACGAGAACCACAAGUAUCAAAAAAAAAAGAUUAAAUAUAUUUAUGUGAAAAUGUACGAAAGCAUUCGUAUGCACUUUUUCUUAUUUAACAUAUACUUAUGUAUGUAAGAUAUGAGUAUAUAAAUAUUUCUUUUUGUAAUGAAUUUAUUGCAUACUAUUAAUUAUAUACACAAAUACAAUUUUUACUCUUUACAUGAAAAAGUAGUAGUUUAUAUUUUGGUUGCCCAACGUAGCACCGCCGCUUCCAUGCUGGGUUUAUUUAGGUUUGUCUUGCUAUGUAGUUGCGUAUGUGUUGUAAUAAAUUUUUUGUUUUUCUUAAAUUGAAUUUUUCUUUUUUUAAUUUUUUUGUGCUAUUUUUUUUUUUUUUGGUAUUUUUUUGUGUUUACUUUCUUUUAAUUUUUUUAUAAUUUUUUGUGAUAAAAUAUUUUUAUUUAUUUAUAUUUUUAUACUUUAUUUGAUAUUUUUUUAUACUUUUUAUUUUUUUUAUACUUUUUUAUUAUAUUUUUUAUACUUUUUUUUAUUUAUUUUUUAUUUGUUUACAUAUUAUUUUUUCAUUUCGGUUUUCUAAUAAAAAUUGAAUUGAAACGCCAUUUGUAAAAACCUAAGUGAUAGUACAUAAAUACAAAUAAAUGGAGAAUAUAUUAUAUAAUAACAAUUAAUGCGAAAAAGUGAAUAGAGCAUAUGGAAUGGAAACCGGAAAUGGUAUACAUAUAUAUAUGUAAAACGCAUAGAAAAUGUAUGAAACUCGAGCUAUGUAUGUAAAAAGCAAAAACAAAUAGCGCAUCAAUGAGUGAAGUGGGGUGUCGUGCAUUAAGUAAAUAUUACAAAAAAAAACGUACUAAUAAUAGUAUUAGCAUAAAAAUGUAGCGAUUGACAGCCAGCGUUACACACGAGACACACACACAUACACGCAAAUAGACACAUUUAAAGAAUUAAAAAAAUAUUUAAAGACGCAAAAUGUGCGGCUGCAAAGCAUUGCAAUGAAGUAAAUAAGUAAAAUAAAAAAGAAAAAAUAAAUAUUAAAGCAUAAAAUAAAGAUAAAAAAGAAAGCUAAAUAAAUGAAGCAGUUUAUAUACAUACAUAAGAAUACUAAACGGCCUAGUUAAGCAUUUUUUACUGAACUUUUUACAAAGCGCCUAAAAAACGGCGCUCGCAAUAAAGAAUGAAUGCGUACACACACACACACACACACAAAUGAAUUACAAAAUUAAAUACACACAGACAUAUAUACAUAUAUGUAUACAUUAAAUAUAUAUACAUACAUAUGUAUAUAAAUGCGUUAAUGGUGCAUUAAUGGUGCAUUAAAUGAGCAACAAAAAUAAGUUUAUAAAAUAAAUGAGAAGAAGCAAAGCAACAAAUUAAGAGUUAACACAUGCAAUCAUAAACAGAUAGAAGCAAAAGUCGGGAAAAUAUGCAGCUGCAACAAAUUUAAUUUGUAAUUUUUAAUUGUAAUUAGUUCACUUACAUAUACAUACAUUUAAAAUUUGUUUUUGCUGCGCUCAGUAUCGGUAUGUAUAGCUAAAUGUUUUUGUACUUCACCUCACACUCUUACAUGUGCCCCAAAUCAAUGCCGAUAACUGUAACUUUAACUGUACUUUUAGCACAACCACAUAAUUUGUAACGCCAACGCUAAAAAAUCUAAAAAAAAAUAUUAAAAUUUAAAAUUAUUUAUGCUCCUUUUUUCUGCAAAAUACUUGCUACUUAACGUUUCUCGCUGUGUGUUGUAUUUGUAGAAGCAUAAACAAUUUGUUUUGCUGUUGUCGCAGUGCGUGGUUGGCGCUUCAUAUUGAAGUGUUCCAGUCAACCAAACACCCUAUAUAAUUAUUUGUGUGCAACACGGUAUAUUCUUUUUUUUUUUGCAAAAUACAUACAUACAUACAUACAGACAACAUUUGCGAACUUGUUUUUUCACUAAGCUUUUUCGUGUUCUUGUAAUGAAAUCUACAAAAAAGUAUAUGGAAAUUUAGAAAUUUUUAAGCCACACUGGAAGUUACUUCAAUCGAUGUAUAUUUGUUUGUUUGUUUGUUCGUUUUUAACCUAUUAGUUAUGUAAUUAAUUAAUAAAUGUAUUUGGAUUUGUGUUAA
Bactrocera dorsalis (oriental fruit fly) is the source of this 8653-nucleotide messenger RNA. RefSeq names its product serine/threonine-protein kinase mig-15 (gene msn). The coding region runs from base 72 to 4388 and encodes 1438 amino acids. Gene Ontology annotation, biological process: protein phosphorylation. Gene Ontology annotation, molecular function: protein kinase activity; ATP binding. NCBI's taxonomy places the organism in Eukaryota, Metazoa, Arthropoda, Insecta, Diptera, Tephritidae. The record is from RefSeq and is a predicted model, not a curated record. The transcript is spliced from 16 exons.